Molecule: messenger RNA, 1314 nt
Organism: Amoebophrya sp. A120
Lineage: Eukaryota; Dinophyceae; Syndiniales; Amoebophryaceae
Source: the annotation of a GenBank genome assembly
AUGUCGGGUCUCGGUCUGCACACGGGAGAUUACUCCCUAACGGAGGAUGAUUCGCUUUGGGAAAUGGCGGAGGAAACGAAGAAGCUUGGAAACAAGUAUGUAAAGGAAAGUCGUUUCGCCGACGCUAUCCAGCGCUACAGCGAAGUGAUCAUGCAGUGCCGCGGGAUGAAGCCGGAGGUUGUCAAACGGAAAGAGGAGGAGAUUCGGGCUCUGAUACAAAGCUGCUACCUGAAUCUGGCGAUGUGUUUUCUAAAAGCCGAGAACUGGACCCACGCAUACAACACCGCGCACCGAGCCCUGUAUGGUGAUGAAGACCCGCCGAACCCAAAGCACGACGUGCUCAACUCGAGUCAGAAGGCCAAAGCUCUGUUCCGAAAGUGCACGGCGGCCUUGAAUGUCCUAGACGGCGUGGCGGAGAAGACGGAAAACUUCGCACCGGCCACUAUCAAAGUCUCACCCACAAUGGCAAGCAUCGACAAGGAUGUGACGAAAGCACUCAGUUACGAACCAAAAGAUGCCGAGCUGCUAAAAAUGCAAAAGGUAGUACAACUAGAUGAACUUUUCUACAUAUCACAGUCAGAGGCAGGUUGAUGGUACUGCGUUUUUGGUCUGCGAGUACCCUGGUGUUGCUGCUGCUCUUGUUCCAACAAUUGAUUCUAUGUAUGUGUAACAUAAUCGUAAAUAAACCGCAGACCGUCCGCGAGCGGCUCCGGGAGGAAAAGAAAGACGAAAAAGCCCGCAUGAAGGGGUUCCUUGGAACUGAAAAAUUCGCGAAAAGCAUAGGGGGGAACGACGACAGGGCGAAGGCGGAUCAGCAGUUGGACCCGAAGAAGCUGGAAGCGGCCAAUUUACGGGUAGACGGCCAGGACGUGGGGGGCGAGGACGCGGACCACUUCACAGAGAUGAUCGGGGAGUUGAACGAAAUGGUCCAGGACGAUCCGGAGACGUUUCAGAAACUGAAAGAAAAAAUCCGGGCGCAGUGUGAAGCAAACGACGCGCUUCCGGAGAAAUUUCUAGAGAAAGGAGCAGGUGCACCGGAAGAAUCAGCAACGCCGACUACCGAAGCGGAAGCCGUGGCCGCGGCUACCACCUGAAGGAUGCAAAAUUCAAAAUGAACAACGCUGCGCCCGUUGCAAUGAAUUUGAAUGGUCCUAAAAAUGCCAAUUUUUCGUACCAAAAGAGGCAAUGAAUGGCAAGCAUCAUCUUUCAUCGCGUGCAAAACACAAACAGAUAAAUAAGCACAAAUGAGGCGAGGCUCGUCCACGAUAAAAAUGACAAAUUGAAACUUUCGACUCUUUCUUUGGUACCCGCAGG